CUGACUCUGUAGUGCUAUCAGGGCAUCCAUCUGAUCUGAUCUCCACUUCCCUCGCCAAGCGCAAGUGCAACAAAGACCAUUGCUGUUUGCGCGCAGAUAUAUAUGGCGUGCGGGCACUUUCAUCCAUCGCGACAUCGAUCUCAACUACUCGACAAGCACAACCAAAACUAUCAUGGAUAUAGAGAUGGAAUCCACACCGAGAAGCACCACAACAGCAGCAGCAGCAGCAGCAAAAGCUUCAGACUUUCAUGAUCAUGAUCAUGUCUCUGUGAAUCGGGGUUCCAAAUACCACCAAGAAAGGAGACCACCGAAACCCAAAUCCACCAAACUCCUCAAUCCCCUCCAGAAAGGUAUUAUGAUGUACCUGACAACCCAUCACACUUCACAACCGCAAAUACAAUCACAACCACCAACCCAACCCAACCCGCCAGCAUCACCACCACAAGUCAACCCUCCAACACUAUUAUCACCCACCGACCUCCCCACCCGCUUCACAAUCUACGCCCCCCUGCUCCUCUUCCCAGUAAACGCCCUCACGACCCCACCCCCCUGGGCGACCCUCUACGCCAGCCUCACCCCCACCCAGCGACAAACCCUCUUCAAAUGCAUCAUUGCCGCGUUCGCGCGCUACAGCAUCACGCACGUGGCCAUCAACGCGCCCAUCACGCUAACCACCACCCACGGCGCCGAGAACACCAUGCGCAGUCCGGUGGGGUUGGUCCCGCUGUUUGGGGAUUUCGGGCCGGUGUGCGGGGGUGGGAGUGGGAGUGGCAGUAGUAGCAGUGGUAGUGGGAAUGGGAAUGGGAAUGGGCAGCCGUCGGAACAGGACCUCCGGGAGGCGUUUUGGGUGAGUACGGUGCAGAAUCAUGGCAUCAGGCAGGUGUGGGCGCCGCUGUAUACGAUGUUUUCGAGGGGCAAUGUUACGGAGAAGGCGAGGAUUUUGGGAUUGGGUGGGAAUGGGGGCAUGGAGGGGUUGGAGGAGGAUGUGGGGGAGAUGGGCGUGGUGGAUCUGUAUGCGGGGAUCGGGUAUUUUGUGUUUUCGUACCUCAAGCGCGGGGUGAAGAGGGGUGGUGAGGGUGGGGAGGAUGGGGGGUUGGAGAUGGAGGUGAGGGAGUUGGUGGAGGGGUUGAGGGAGGAGGAUCGCGUGGUGGUGUUUCAUGGGGAUAAUCGGUUCGCGGAGGGGGUUUUGACGGAGGCGAAGGCGCUGAUGGAGGCGAUGGGGACGUGGAGCCCCAUCAGGCAUGUUAACCUGGGUCUGUUGCCCUCGUCGGCGCCGGCGUGGGGGAGUGCGUGUGCCUUGGUCACGGCGGACAUGGGGAGGUUGAGGGCGGAGGUUCUGGGGGUGGAGGAGAAGGGCACAGGGGAGGAGGCAGAGGUCAAGGUGGCGGAGUGUCGACAUGUGGAACAGGUCAAGACGUACGCCCCGGGGGUCAUGCAUUGUGUCUUCGAUGUCAGGCUGGCGCCUCGGGGCGAGGUGUCCGGGGUCUGA
Aspergillus heteromorphus CBS 117.55 is the source of this 1489-nucleotide messenger RNA. Its product is annotated as tRNA(Phe) (4-demethylwyosine(37)-C(7)) aminocarboxypropyltransferase. The record is from RefSeq and is a predicted model, not a curated record. Bases 173 to 1489 code for a protein of 438 amino acids. NCBI's taxonomy places the organism in Eukaryota, Fungi, Ascomycota, Eurotiomycetes, Eurotiales, Aspergillaceae. Gene Ontology annotation, biological process: wybutosine biosynthetic process; tRNA methylation. Gene Ontology annotation, cellular component: cytoplasm. Gene Ontology annotation, molecular function: tRNA methyltransferase activity; S-adenosylmethionine-dependent methyltransferase activity. The transcript is spliced from 3 exons.